This is a messenger RNA of Pecten maximus, 2411 nucleotides long. RefSeq names its product McKusick-Kaufman/Bardet-Biedl syndromes putative chaperonin-like. Gene Ontology annotation, cellular component: nucleus; cytoplasm; kinociliary basal body. The transcript is spliced from 6 exons. Gene Ontology annotation, molecular function: ATP binding. Bases 520 to 2358 code for a protein of 612 amino acids. Gene Ontology annotation, biological process: developmental process; protein folding; cilium assembly. NCBI's taxonomy places the organism in Eukaryota, Metazoa, Mollusca, Bivalvia, Pectinida, Pectinidae. The record is from RefSeq and is a predicted model, not a curated record.
GUAAACAUCAGGAUUGAGACUCCAGGAUACGACUAUUCAUAUGUGUAAUUUUUAGCUGACUGGGUUGACCUACAGGGAUUUGUUACAAAUGAUGUACAGUACACUUAUUUUGUAACGAACCGGCUGUGAUUGGCCGGUGGACCGGUCUAGCACAGGGAACUGAAAAGUCUGAAUAUUCCAGAAUGAACGAGGCAAAGACACCGUUAUCAAAAUUAUUAAAAACCAAGAAUGCGAGGGGACUCCUGGCCUACGGUGUGUUUGUAGGUGUUGGACUAUAUGCUUUAUAUAAAAAUGGUGAAGAAUGGUUUGGGACUCCUAAGGAAUACAAAGAAGUGGUAGAACUACAGAAAAGAGUUGAUGCAAAAAGGAGGAGAGAGCGUCAAGAGCAAGCAGAAAAGAAGUUUUAGGGGGAUGGUAGACCACAAGUUAACAAUGUUACUGGAAAUGAAUGAGGUUAGAGCUGUCAGUUGAUACAUUACACAUUCAAAUUCAUCAUCAGGAUUGUCACCAAACUCAGAAAUGCAAUCACAGUCGAAGACGACAAAUCGUGUGGAUGCAAAGACAGAGUCUCACAUAAAUCCCCUUACACUGGAGAAUGACCAGAUAUUGAACGGUUUAAUACUGAUGGAACAAAUAACAUCUUCUUCAAGAGGACCUUCGGGCAAAGUCAAAAUGGUACAAAACUCAGUUGGAGGCCAUUUAACUAUGACCUCUACUUCAUCAAGGUUACUGAAUGCAAUGUCUUUCUCCAAUCCUGUAGUAAAAUUGAUUGUAAGCACUGCACAGGGACAUUUAAAAACAUUUAGUGAUGGUGGACAUUUGUUGAUGUCAGUCAGCCUCAGUUUGAUAUUGGAAUCAUUAAAGCUAGACACAAGCAGGAGAAUACUAACUGAUCUAUAUGAAAUCUUCCUGGGUAUGUGUGUAGAAUAUCUCAGAGGUAAUAGUGAUAUUCAGACAGAUGUUGUGUUCUCAGAUUUAAAACAAAUGUCAUCAGUGGUAAAAAGCAUCCUUAUUUCCAAACCUCAGUGUCGAUUCUCAAUGAAACACAUGAGGUUAUAUAGUAACCUGAUAUUGGAGAGUUUCCUGUCAUCGCUACCCAACUGUAAUGCCGUGCAGCAGUUGUCCGACUGUGUUAACAUGGUGGCAAUAGAGGGGGAAUCAAUGGAGAAAUCCUCCGUUCUUCAUGGACUCCUUCUUCAGUGCCCAGAAAUAGCGUCACAUUCCAAACAAAACAUACAUACAUUAACGGCCACAAGUGAUUCCUCUCACGUCCUAGUUGCCUUGGUAACAGCGUCAAUGUCUGGUGAUACAGAGGAGGUAGGCAGCAUGCAGUUUGAGUCUGAUGUGUCUGUGGACACAGAAUACUUUUUACUGGACAUUUUGGAGGAAUUCUGCGAAAAAUUGGCAGCGAAUAAUGUGGGAAUUCUUCUUUGUCAGCGAGUAGUUCAUCCUCGACUGAAACAGCGAUUCAAAGAACUGUCCAUUGUGGUGGUGGAGAGACUUGGUGCUAUCAUGACACCGUAUAUCCAGGAUGUUUCAGGUGCUGUUCCUAUAAGAUCUUUUCAUGGUCUGGAUGUGGAAUGGUUUGGAAAAGUGACUGCUGUAGAACAUCAGAUUAUACAAGACAAGAGCUACUUGCUUCUCUCACCUUUAGCAGACAAGUGUGUCGUAAGCUUGAUCUUGUACAGUCCAGACGAGGAACAGCUGUCCGAACUAAAGACCCUGUGUUCUACCUGUCUGUUGUCUCUGCGUCGACUUGUCCACUCACCCCACGCCCUAUUUGGAGCAGGCUGCUGGCAGACACACCUCUCAGCUGUACUUAAAAAGAAGGUCAAAGCAGACAGAGUGGACAUUAUGAAGAAGACAGGCUGUACAAUGCAGUCUCUAAUGCAGGCUUGUAAAGUCUUCACCAACACUCUGGAAAAGAUUGCUAUAGGAACAGUGAAUGACGGACAUGACCAUAUGUCCGACUCGGAAUACGGUCAUCAUUGGUGCCUACCAAAGGGCAGUAACUCCAACACUGAUGUAGCCCUGGAGUGUUCCUGUGGAGCCUUCAAACAAAACCUUUCUCAACUGUUUUAUCUGGGUGAAUUUUCUGGUACUGUUGAACAGACAGGGUCCAAAACUCUACCAGCCUGGAUAUUCCAGGAUCCCUGUAAUGGAUUCGGAUGUAGUUCUAGAUUUGUCAGCAUCAUGUGUAUCAGCUCUGACAUCAGGUGUUCUCACGGCCAAUACUGUCUUAUCUAUCGGACAUUUUAUACAGGACAUCAACUAACAACUCAAAUGUUUCUCAGUACAGGUAUUAGUAAAAUGACCAUGUUCUCUUUAAAAGGUUUGAGAAUCUGUAGUUUGCAGUGACAAAUCCAUAAUCAUCGUGUGAAAGUUUCGUAUAAUAAAUUCUUUGUAAUGAU